This is a messenger RNA of Lolium rigidum, 966 nucleotides long. RefSeq names its product protodermal factor 1-like. Bases 1 to 966 code for a protein of 321 amino acids. The transcript is spliced from 3 exons. Lineage: Eukaryota; Viridiplantae; Streptophyta; Magnoliopsida; Poales; Poaceae. The record is from RefSeq and is a predicted model, not a curated record.
AUGGGGGCGAAGAAGAGAGCUGUCCUCGCGAGCCUCCUGCUCGCCACGCUGGCCACCCAGGCCUUCGUCGCUGUGUCCGCCAGGAGCGGCCCGACGGACAAGGCUACCCAAGAUGACGUGAAGAAGCCGGACUGCGUGCCGGCCCUCGACCCGCACUCCUGGCCCGGCGGCCAUCCCGGAACCACCGUGCCGCUCCCCUCGCACGGAGGCUCCUCUGGGUCGUCGUCGCCGCCUUACCAUGGAGGCUCCGGCACGACGCCCUCGCACGGCAGCUCCUCCGGGUCGUCGCCGCCUUACCACGGCGGCUCCGGCACGUCGCCGUCGCACGGAGGCUCCGGCUCUAUUCCUGACCCGUCGCACGGCGGGUACGGGACGCCGCCUUCGCACGGGAGCUCCGGCUCGAUCCCCGACCCGUCGCACGGCGGAGGAGGCUACGGCACCACCCCAGCUGCGCCGUGGCACUCCUCCCCGACGCCGUCCACUGGCAGCGGUGGCUACGGGAGCUCACCCACCACUCCGUCGCACGAUGGAGGAGCCUACGGCGGAUCUACACCGUCGCACAGCAGCGGCACGGCGACGCCCACACCGUUCGUCCCCGUCGACCCCAACAGCGCCGGGACAUGCGACUACUGGAGGUCGCACCCCAUGCAGAUCUGGUCGGCGCUGGGGAGCUGGCCGAGCUCCAUGAGCCACUUCUUCGGCGCGGCGGGAGGAGCCGCCGCCGGCGGGACUUCGUCGAACGUGAGCAUCCAGGACGCGCUGGCCAACACCAGGACCGACGGCGCCGGCGCGCUGCUGCGGGAGGGCGCCGCGGCGCUGCUCAACUCCAUGACCCGCUCCGGGUUCCCGUACACCACCGACCAGGUCAGGAGCGCCUUCGUGGCGGCGGCCGCCGGCGGCUCCGACAGCGCCGCGGCGACCCAGGCGGCGGCGUUCAAGAAGGCCAACGAGGGCAGCAAGGCGUAG